Xenopus tropicalis (tropical clawed frog) is the source of this 2039-nucleotide messenger RNA. RefSeq names its product gamma-aminobutyric acid (GABA) A receptor, gamma 2 (gene gabrg2). The transcript has 10 exons. Gene Ontology annotation, biological process: chloride transport; gamma-aminobutyric acid signaling pathway; monoatomic ion transmembrane transport. Gene Ontology annotation, cellular component: postsynaptic membrane; membrane. Lineage: Eukaryota; Metazoa; Chordata; Amphibia; Anura; Pipidae. The coding region runs from base 130 to 1647 and encodes 505 amino acids. The record is from RefSeq and is a predicted model, not a curated record. Gene Ontology annotation, molecular function: transmembrane signaling receptor activity; monoatomic ion channel activity; extracellular ligand-gated monoatomic ion channel activity.
CGCUGCUCUCACAAGCGGAAGGCGCACUUCGACGAUCAAACGCGGAUCUGCCGCCACAAGACGCGGAGAGCGGAUCCCUUUCCUUAAAUAUUAAUUGGCGCAGCCUGGCGGAAUGUAUCAUUGCAGUCUAUGUACCUGGUAGGGGGUUGGGGGGGGCACGACGGGACUAUUCCAUUUGCAACAAAGACGAGCGACAGAGGGGGGGAAACGAGAGGAGAGAUGCGUUCACCAAAGAAGCCCAAUUCUGGAAACGAUGCUUUAUCCGCUUCAGCGUUUUGCCACCGUAAAAUGAUCGUGAGGGUAUUGCUGAUCCUGUCUUUCAUCCAAUGUUCUUUCCAAAAGGAUGAUGAGGACUAUGAAGAUGCACCCUCUAAUAACACAUGGCUUUUGACACGUAAAUUCCAUGAUAAUGAUGUAACUUCAAUUUUAAAUGGGCUUUUAAAGGGAUAUGAUAACAAGCUUCGACCAGAUAUUGGAGUUAAACCAACAGUAAUACACACGGAUAUGUAUGUAAACAGCAUUGGGCCAGUAAAUGCUAUCAAUAUGGAAUAUACAAUUGACAUCUUUUUUGCCCAAACAUGGUAUGAUAGACGGCUGAAAUUCAAUAGCACUAUAAAAGUUCUCAGAUUGAACAGCAAUAUGGUUGGUAAGAUCUGGAUACCUGACACAUUCUUUCGCAACUCAAAAAAAGCUGACGCGCAUUGGAUAACAACACCCAACAGAAUGUUAAGGAUAUGGAAUGACGGCAGAGUACUUUAUACUUUAAGGCUUACAAUAGAUGCUGAAUGCCAGUUGCAGUUGCACAAUUUUCCGAUGGAUGAGCACUCUUGCCCUCUAGAGUUUUCAAGCUAUGGAUACCCAAAGGAAGAAAUAAUCUAUCAAUGGAAGCGCAGUUCAGUUGAGGUUGGAGAUGUAAGAUCAUGGAGGCUUUAUCAGUUCUCAUUUGUUGGAUUAAGGAAUACAACUGAAGAAGUGAAGACAACAUCAGGAGAUUAUGUUGUUAUGACAGUAUACUUUGAUCUAAGCAGAAGAAUGGGAUAUUUCACAAUCCAGACAUAUAUUCCAUGUACACUUAUUGUGGUUUUAUCCUGGGUGUCAUUUUGGAUCAAUAAGGAUGCAGUUCCAGCCAGGACAUCUCUGGGUAUCACAACUGUUCUAACAAUGACCACUUUGAGUACAAUUGCUCGGAAGUCAUUACCUAAGGUGUCUUAUGUGACAGCUAUGGACCUUUUUGUGUCAGUUUGCUUUAUUUUUGUGUUUGCUGCUCUUAUGGAAUAUGGAACACUCCAUUAUUUUGUGAGUAACAGGAAGCCAAGCAAAGACAAGGAAAAAAAGAAGAAAAAUCCACUUCUCUGGAUGUUUUCCUUCAAGGCACCGACUAUUGAUAUCCGCCCACGUUCGGCAACUAUUCAAAUGAAUAAUGCCACACAUCUGCAAGAAAGAGAUGAAGAAUAUGGGUACGAGUGUCUCGAUGGAAAAGAUUGUGCCAGUUUCUUCUGCUGCUUUGAGGACUGCCGAACUGGAGCAUGGAGACAUGGAAGAAUACAUAUUCGAGUUGCAAAAAUUGACUCCUAUUCCCGAAUUUUCUUCCCAACUGCCUUUUGCUUAUUUAAUUUGGUUUACUGGGUAUCAUACCUUUAUCUUUAAAAAAACAAACAAAAACCUUAGUAAUGGAUAAGUGAUAUGGGCCUUAUAAAGCAUAAACAGUAUCAUUUAUUAUGUAAUUCAUGACAUUUAACAGUACAAUACUCAGGAUUGGGUGACUCCAUUUACUGAGUGCCAUAGUUCACUUUUGCUUUUGAGCUCUUGUAUCUGAAAUGGUAAUUUGCACUGACCUUUCAGAUGUCGAUGUUAAAUCUUAACAACUGUAUUAUGGGAUCAUGCAAAAUAUUCCUAUUGUAAGAACACAGUUAUUUAGAAAUAGUUAAGGAAAUUGAGUUGACUGCAGUAUGUAACCAAAUCCCCAUUUUAUAGUUUUUUAAAAAAAAUAUAUAUAACUGAAUUUUCAUUUUGUAGUACAGGUAUAGGACCCGUUAUCC